Parasteatoda tepidariorum (common house spider) is the source of this 5362-nucleotide messenger RNA. RefSeq lists its product as uncharacterized. The record is from RefSeq and is a predicted model, not a curated record. Lineage: Eukaryota; Metazoa; Arthropoda; Arachnida; Araneae; Theridiidae.
AUAGAUAAAAGCGUCCAGCAUAAUUGUUUGUUUCUUUUUCUUUAAAAUUUUUGUUGAGAUUCAGAAGAUGCUUGUGUUUUGUGUUAUCAAUUUGUUUUCGAAACUUUUACUCUAGGUCAAUUAGGCGACCAUAUAGUCAUAUAAAGAUUAGGAGAUUCUUUUGUGUCGAAAAAUAUGCAUCGAAUAUCGUGAAAUCAUAUUAUUAGUUUCUACAAUUUUAUAUUAAACAGUUUCUCUUCAUACUGAAUUAAAGAAAUAUUCCCAUUGGGAAUUGGAUAAAAAUUUGCGUGGAACAAAACUUUAUUACUUACGGAAUGUUUUAAAAGAAAAGUAUCCUGAUUCUAGCUAAAUAAAGAAAUACGAUGCUUCGGAGUUUAUACUAAGAAAAAAGAAUUUUUUCAAGUUUGUUUAAUCACUUUCUCAGGAACAUGAUUUCAUCUAUUCAAAUUGAAAGAACGUCUUAAUUGUGUAGUGUAUGGGGUGAAACAUUUGCAAAAUAAUAUAAUUACUUUUAAUAUACUUAUUAUUAAAAAAAUCUUUAUUUGUACUGUGACUUAAAAAAAAAAUUGCAGUGAAAAGUAUUGUAUACUUAUCUACUCAAAUUGACGCAUGCAAAUAGAUUUAAAUGAUAACUGGUCUUUUAUCAUGCAAUAAUGAAAAAAACUCUUUAAUCUACUAGAACUGUGAUAAAACAUUUGCAAUGGAACAAAAUAUUCACACAUCUUCUCUGGUUGAAGAAGAAACUCAUAUUUGCAAUAUGUGUGGUAAAGUAUUUGCAAUAAAAGAUAACUUUAUCCUUCCUACUCAUAAUGAAAAAACUCUUUAUACCUGCAAUACCUGUGAUACUGAAGAAAAAGGUGUUCUAUCACCUACUCAGGUGAAGGAAAAAACUCAUGUUUGUGACAUGUGUGGUAAAGAAUCAACGAAUGAAAAUAACUUUGCCUUACGCACUUUUUAUAAAAAGACUUCUUAUAUUUGCAGUAAGUGUGAUAAAGCAGUUGAAAUGGAACAAACAACUUCUCAAGAUGAAGAAGAAACUCGUUUUUGCAAGUUGUGUUGUAAAACAUUUGCAGAUGAAAAUAACUUGAUCUCGCUUACUCACAAUGAAAAAACUUCUUAUAUUUGUAGUGAGUGUGAUAAAAGGACUGCAAUGGAAAAAUGUGUACAUUCACCUCCUCCGAUUGAAAAAACGUCUGAAGUUUGCUGUAAGUGUGGUAAAACAAUUGAAAUGGAAAAUGACUCACUCUUAUCUACUCAGGUUAAAAAAUCGUCUAAUAUCUGUGGUGCAUGCGAUAAAACAUAUUCAGCGGGAAAUAAUAAACGGUCGUCCCCAAAAAUUAAAAGAGUAUUCAAUAUAUGCAUAAUGUGUUGCAAAACUUUUGAAAUAGAAAAUAACUUACCUGCUCAGGUAAGAAAAGCACCUUAUGUCUGCACUGGAUGUGAUGAAACAUCUGCUAUGGGUAAUGAGGUCUAUUCAUCUACUCAAACUGAAAAAUCAUCUUUUACAUGUUAUGUAUGUGGUAAAGUAUUUGAAAUGGAAAAUGACUUCAAUAAUAAAAUCAGUUUGAAAAAUAAAAAGAAGCCUUACAUAUGUAGUGCAUGUGAUAAAUCAUACAACUUUACCCCACCCACUUUUGCUGAAAAAGUACCUUAUUUAUGCACUGUAUGUGGUAAAACAUUUGCAAAAAAAAGUACUUUAGAGAAACACUCCCACGUUCACAUUGGAGACGAGAGUUAUUCGUGCGACGUGUGCUCCAAAACAUUUACCAUAAAAAGAAAUUUAACGCGACACAUUGCAACGCACUCUAAGGAUAACCUUCAUCCGUGCAAUUUGUGCGACAAAAAGUUCUCCACUAAAAGUACCUUAAGAAAGCAUUUUCGUGUUCAUACAGGAGAAAAGGCUCACGUGUGCGGAGUGUGUAGCAAAGCAUUCGCUUUCGAAUAUAAUUUAAUGAAGCAUUCACGCGUUCAUACUGGAGAAAAGCCUUAUGCGUGUGACGUGUGUAAUAAAAAGUUCACAGAUAAAAGUAAUUUAAGUAAACAUUAUCUGGUGCACACUGGGGAGAAACCUUUUUUGUGUACUAUGUGUGAUAAGAGUUUCUCUCAAAAAGCUAGUUUAAACGAACACUAUCUUACUCACACUGGGGAGAAGCAUUUUUCUUGCAGUUUGUGUGGGAGCUCCUUCAGUUUAAAAAGUAGUUUAAAUCGACACCUCCUCAUACAUUCUGGUGAUAAACCCCACUCUUGCAGUGUAUGUGGUAAGAAAUUCAUUGACAAAAGUAAGUUAAAUAGGCAUCAUAAUGUUCAUGCUAGACAGAAUCCAUCCUUAGUCAUGAUGUGAAUAUUCUUCUGUUCUUACUUGUAUUUUACGAAACAGACUUUCGAGCGAGGCCAGUCCCGAUGGUUCAACAAUUUUCAACAACAGCGCAUGCGAAGCUGGUUUUUGCAUUCAAUUGGGUGCAAAAUUUCAAAUUAAAAUUUUAUUUCUUUAAUAUCUGAUACAGUUGACAGAACUCAAAAUGAACUGUGGUCAAUUCAUUAAAGGCCACUCUGUUUGAAUGGAUCCAUCAAUAAUUAAGUAUCAAUGUUUCCUACAAAUCAGCAUUCAAUAUAAAGGGAUAGUUUAUUUUGUUAUGGUUUUAUCACAAAAUAGCUUAUUUUACCAUCACUGUUUACAUAACUUUGUACUGCAAUUUAAACUCACUUUAUUACCUUAAAAAAAUCUAAUAGUGAUAUGUAAACAGACCUAUGAAAAUGUGUAUGGAUGUGGGAAACAUUUUAGUUAUAGUUUGUCUAUGGUAAGAACUCCCCUGCUGCAAAGUCUGAGGCCAUCUGCUGCUAUGGAUACAAGAGUAAUGCAUUUCAAGGCGGGUAGCUUCUCUUCACUCUGGGGCUAACGCUAACACAAUAGACCUGAGAAAAGAAUUACCUUUCACUCGUAUCCUCGAGCCAAAACUUGUCCUAAACAGUGACCCCACAUUCCUACUUGAAAUAGUUAUACCUCGUUACCAUAGUCACCGCCGCGGGUCCAGAUGAAUAGCUAGGGAAGUUCUUACAUUUGAGAAACUAUACUGCUCCUUUGAACCAGUGUCUUAAUUUUUAUCCCUUGUCAUUGUCCUAUCUGUUUAGUUUGGAAAUUUGCAUUAUCAAAGUUCAGAUAAAUGGUGCUGUGCUGCAAUUUAAGUAAAAAACUCAAAUUUUAAUAUUGAGAAAAAGUUACUUUUUUAGAAGUAACUUUUUUGAAAAGUUACUUCUAAAAAAGUGAACAUUCUUAUACAGGAUUUAAAAAAAAAAAACUAUUUAGACUUUGUGUAGUAAAACUUUCAUGGAGUAAAAUAAAUUUAGAUCAAUUAACUCAUUGAGCAUACUGAUUUAAAAAAUUAAAAAAAAGGCAAAAAUUGACUUUAUAAAGUAUGUGUGACUGAUAACAUAUUUGUGUCUAAAAACUUUUAAAUAGUAAAAGCACAGCCUGGAUAAAACAAUGGGACUGGAUCACUUGAGAAACCUUAUGUUGUCCUGAAUAGUUUAAUUAUCAUUAUUAUUUUUAUAUAUUUGUAAUCAUCUGUGUCAAAUUAAUAAUUGUUUGUUUUAUUUUGUAAAUAUAGUAACUUUUAGACAUGACUAGUAAUUUGAGUAAAUGUUCUGAUAAGUAAAUUUGGAACAUCGGGAUUAUCCUGUCAAUCUAUCAACACUCGCAAAAAUCCUUUGGCACCAUCAGGAUGAGAGGAAAUUUCCAAAAUAAGUAUUCUAAACACAUUAAAUUUAUCAAAUAAUAAAAAAAUUUUAGUGUGAAAACAUAUUAAAUAAAAAAGUAAUAUAAAAUUAAUCAAAGCAAAGUAAACACCUCUAAUUUUUAAUAAACAGAAAAUUUUUACUUAUUAAUUUAAAAAAAGAAUUUGAUCUGAUCAUAAAUGCUGUUUACAAUAAUACUAAUUUGCAAUAUUUUCAAACUACUGGAUAUAUAAAAAUUAUGCUACAAUGAAAGUGGGUGUUUUUUUUUUUUUUAUGAAGCAAAAUAUUUUUAAAAAAAAGUUGAGCAAUGAAAUUAUAUUCUAAAAAUGUGAAUUAAUCAUUUUUUUAACUGUAAAUAACCUUUUUAAAGGUAUUCUGAUUAAUUAAAUGAGGAAACAUGAUAUUUUCUUCUUUGAAAUGACAACUUUAAUAUAGGCCUGAAAGAAAAUGUCAGCCUUUGUUUUUCCAAAUAGAUAAUCUUGUUUAAUUAAUCUAAGUUUUUGAAACUGCAUUAGAAGACUACUUAUACCUCAGCCCAAUUAAAAAUGUACUAUUCUAUUUUAUGUGAUUAAUAUUAAUUUCUAUUUUGCACUGCUAACAUAAAAUAUUUUAAUUUCGUAAUUUAAAAAUAAAUUUAGCGAUGAAACUAAUUUUAUUUACUACAAUAAAACUAUAAAAAACUGGUAUUUUUAAUUGAAUUUAUUUUUAUUUGUGACAUUUGCUAAUAGGAGCAUGUGAUUCUUCCACUAAUUCGCGGAAAUCCGCGAAUCAAUAAUUUAUAUUCCGAAAAAAAUUCUCAGAACUCAGCUAAUCCAAAAUUAAAUUUUUGUAACGCAAAAUCUCGUUAACGAGCCAUUUAUUCCACUCUUACCAGCUCCCUCUUUUAUUUAUUUAUUUAAAUUUAUUAUUUUGUAUGUUCUCAUUCACGCGCAAUCACUAUUUUUUACGCAGAUUUGUUAGAGAGAAACGCAGCUUCGGAUAAAAUUUGAGAAAGGAAAGUUUUCUUUAUUAAACUUUGAAAUUAAUGAACUACUAAGGAAAACACAAAAGUUUAAAAAAUUUUAUGUUAACAGUAAUUCUGAAAGAGCAAACAUUGAAAAAAAAAGUUUGCUUGAAAUAAAGGUGUUUUUCUCAUUUUUUUAAAAACAUUUUUAGUUUCUAUUUAAUCAAUGGGACAUAUUUGCCCCUUUUUUCAAUUGGAUUCAGUUAAUUUUUAAUAUGAUAUUACGACAUUGAAAUCUCGAAUCAUGUAUUUCAGUAAUCACUUUUCAACGCACUCAAAUGAAAUCUGUGUUUCGAUCUUAUUAUUAGAUUUUUUAAAAAAUUCAACAAGUCUUUUAAAUAUCUCCUAUGUAGAAGAAAAAAAAGUUAAAUACUGAAAAAAACUACACAUUGAUAAAAACAAUUUCAGAUAAUUUCUUUAUCUAGCAAUCACAUGUCUAUAAUAGACAUGUCUAAAUCAUUGUUUGUCAACACUAAUUUUUUGUUAAUUUUAUUAUUAUUAUUCCAUCUCAUUUAAAAUAAUGAUGAAUAUUAUUGCUAAGACUGAAAUUAUCUCCUAAUAAUAGCAACAUCAAUUAUUUUCCCAUGUAUUUUUUAAUAGCUAUAUAAAUAAAAUGAAAUUUUUUUA